AUGCCCCGGUGUCUGCCUGCCUGCCCCUCCCCGGUGUCUGCCUGCCUGCCUGCCCCUCCCCGGUGUCUGCCUGCCUGCCUGCCCAUGCCCCAAUGUCUGCCUGCCUGCCCAUUCCCCAGUGUCUGCCUGCCUGCCUGCCUGCCCCUCCCCGGUGUCUGCCUGCCUGCCUGCCCAUGCCCCGAUGUCUACCUGCCCAUGCCCCGGUGUCUGUCUGCCUGCCUGCCUGCCCAUGCCCCGGUGUCUGCCUGCCUGCCCAUGCCCCAGUGUCUGCCUGCCUGCCUGCCUGCCCCUCCCUGGUGUCUGCCUGCCUGCCUGCCCAUGCCCCGGUGUCUGCCUGCCCAUGCCCCGGUGUCUGCCUGCCUGCCCAUGCCCCGGUGUCUGCCUGCCUGCCUGCCCCUCCCCGGUGUCUGCCUGCCCAUACCCCAAUGUCUGCCUGCCUGCCCAUGCCCCGGUGUCUGCCUGCCUGCCUGCCCAUGCCCCAAUGUCUGCCUGCCUGCCUGCCCAUGCCCCAGUGUCUGCCUGCCUGCCUGCCCCUCCCCGGUGUCUGCCUGCCUGCCUGCCUGCCCAUGCCCCGGUGUCUGCCUGCCCAUGCCCGGUGUCUGCCUGCCUGCCUGCCUGCCCAUGCCCCAACGUCUGCCCCGCUGGGCCAAAGCACUGGAGAGAUUUCAAACUCAUGAAAAAUCAAAUCUGCAUAUAGCUGCAUUUAGCACUGUUGCUGCUACUAAUAGGAACUAUACCGACAAUAGUAUUUUCAGGUUAUGGACACAGCAUCAGAAUCCCUGGAGUACAGAUUUAGUCCAUUUGCAUUCAAAAACAUGCAAGAUGUUGAAGAUUUUGUCACCGGUAAAAGCAACUGCAAGAACAUUGUACAGUUCCACCGGGAUGAUUUGGAUGAAACCCAACUCACACUGCACCGAUAUGUGCAUGGACAUAGCAAAACAGCGAGGAGUUUCCUUGGCUACCUUUCAGGAUGUGGUGAACUUUCUCAAAGGGGACCAAGGAGAUUAUUUAAGAACGCUGUUGCCAGAGGUGACAAAACUUGUGAAACUUGCACCGACUGUCCCUGCCACUUCAUGCACUUCUGAGAGGUCAUUUUCUGGCCUCCAACGCCUGAAAACUUAUCUGCGAUCCACAACAGGUCAAGCAAGGCUGAACCACGUUGCAAUACUGAACUAUCAUAAGACUUUGUCAAGAAAUAGGAACCUGGACAAAAUUGCAGACCAGUUCAUAAAACGCACGGCUACCAGGGGCAGCACAUUUCUCAUAAAGAACUAA
Molecule: messenger RNA, 1275 nt
Organism: Austrofundulus limnaeus
Lineage: Eukaryota; Metazoa; Chordata; Actinopteri; Cyprinodontiformes; Rivulidae
Source: RefSeq, a predicted model, not a curated record